ACUGCAGUUACCUUCAUCUUUUAAGUUUCAAGCCACCGUCUCUUCUCUCCUCUCUCUCUCUCUCUCUCGAUCGAACAGCAUCCCCCAAUCCCAACAAAUUGGUCACGAGUAAACGAAAAAUCUCCGGUAGAAAACAGCAGCCAAGAAACGCCGACUCACCCGCCAUCAAGCGAUCGCGGUAUGGCGGUGGAGGAGUCGCAGAAAUCGGCGGCACCGACCUCUGAAGAGGUCGCCAACGCUAACCCUAAGCCGCACGCCGAAGACGUCGCCGGGAGCGACGAUGUGCCGGAGGAAGGAGAGAUCGUCGGGGACGACGACAGCUCGUCCAAGAAAUCAAGCGCUGUGCCUUACCAGCCGCACCUGCUCGAACAUCAAUGGACUUUCUGGUUCGAUAAUCCAUCCGCUAAAUCUAAGCAAACCGCCUGGGGGAGCUCCAUGCGCUCCAUUUACACCUUCUCCACCGUCGAGGAAUUCUGGAGUGUUUACAACAAUAUUCAUCAUCCAAGCAAGCUCCCUGGUGGAGCAGACUUCUACUGCUUCAAGCACAAGAUUGAGCCGAAGUGGGAGGACCCUGUUUGUGCUGGUGGAGGGAAGUGGACUUUGACCUUUGGGAAAACGAAAUCUGAUACCAGCUGGCUAUAUACGGUAUGCCUUUAGUCAGUCUUUAAGUCUCUUCAUUUUGGUGACUCUGAGCAUCGUGCGUCUCUCAUUAAUACUCUGUUAUCUUUAGCUGCUAGCUAUGAUUGGGGAGCAAUUCGAACAUGGAGAUGAGAUUUGUGGGGCUGUCGUCAAUGUGAGGGCUAGGCAGGAGAAGAUUUCUCUUUGGACCAAGAAUGCUUCAAAUGAAGCCGCUCAGCUGAGCAUCGGGAGACAAUGGAAGGAAUUUCUUGAUUCCAAUGAUAGUAUGGGGUUCAUAUUCCAUGAUGAUGCAAAGAAGCUUGACAGGGGUGCCAAGAAUCGCUACACUAUCUGACCUGUUGAAUUCGUAUCUAAGAGCACCGACUUCCUGUAACCGAAGUCUGUCCUGGCUGAGGACAAUCAGGGGGAGACUCUUCAUAUGACGGAACUUCUAUCUCGUAUCGUAAUUUUGGCUCACUUGCGUCAAAAUGUGGUAGUUAGCAGGAAGUAGGGACAUAUAGAGCUUAACAGAGUUUUAUGCAACUAUUUUUUGGCUUCGAAUAUAACCAGCGGUGUUGGAUGUUUGUUUGAAAAUUGGAAUUACUCAACCGUAUUUCUAUCUUGGUGUUGGCCACAAAGCGGAUUUAGCAGGUGGAGCACAAGCUUUGAUUAAUGCUUCUCACUAAAUUUGUUUACUGGCCUCCGGUACAGGGCAAUGCCGGUUGCCGGGAGAUGUCUGUAUCUACCGAACCAAUCUCAUGCUCUGUUUCAGAGCGUUCAAUUCUUGUAUCUUCAAUAUCCAUUUUCCAUAUCCGAAAUAUAGCCGGUUAAAACCAGUGGUAUAUGUUGGAUA
Molecule: messenger RNA, 1471 nt
Organism: Linum tenue
Lineage: Eukaryota; Viridiplantae; Streptophyta; Magnoliopsida; Malpighiales; Linaceae
Source: the annotation of a GenBank genome assembly